This is a messenger RNA of Meloidogyne enterolobii, 391 nucleotides long. The record is from the annotation of a GenBank genome assembly. NCBI's taxonomy places the organism in Eukaryota, Metazoa, Nematoda, Chromadorea, Rhabditida, Meloidogynidae.
AUGAGGAAAACACAGGAAGGCAAAAAACAGCAAUCUACAAAAACUAAUAAUAAUUCUCCAUUUAGCUAUAAUAAUACUUGUGGAAGAAUUACACCUUUCCCCAGGAAACAUUAUAUUCUUAUUUAAACAGCCUUCUAAUCGACCAACAACUCCCUGCAACUACAUCUUCAACUUCUCAAUUAUUAUUGGACUCUGAAAGUGAAAGUCUUGAUAAUAAUACUAAAAAUUGUGGUCGAUUCCCAACAAUUCCUUCAGAAAAACACCAAUUUCAUCCUCUCCAAGUAAAUAUUAAUGAAGAAGCAGACAAAUCCUCCUCUUCCUCAUUAUUACAAAAACAAUCUUCACCAACAUUUUCCUUAUCCUCAUCUAUCGCAGAAUUACCUCAACCAGC